UGUUCAUAUAAAUAAUAACAUCUCGGCUAGCAUGUGGCAAGCAUACCUGUCAGAGAGGUAGCGCGUUUCCUCACUCAGUUAAAAUUGUCCAAACUUGUUUGUCCGCUCGACACUAAGGUAGAGGUAGAGGUCCGGGCAGGGAGAAGCAGCGGCAGUAUGUCGGUCGACAGCGUGUUUAGGACCCGGUCCCUCGGUGUGGCAGCCGUAGGUCUUCCUGAUCAAUACGCCGAUGGCAAAGCAGCGAAAGUGUGGCAGCUGUACAUCGGAGACACGAAGAGCAGGACGCAGGAGUACAGGAGCUGGGUGGUGUCCCUGCUGAAGCAGCACGGGGUGCGGAGUGUGCUGGAUGUAGCCUGCGGAACAGGGAUUGACUCCAUUAUGUUGGUGGAGGAGGGGUUUAAUUUAGUGAGUGUGGAUGCCAGCGACAAAAUGCUCAAGUAUGCACUGAAGGCGAGAUGGGACAGGAGAAAAGAACCAGCUUUUGACCAGUGGGUGAUUGAAGAGGCCAACUGGCUGACUUUAUCAGAAGACAUUCAGAAACCAGGAGAUGGUUUUGAUGCAGUCAUCUGCCUCGGCAACUCAUUUGCCCACUUACCAGACUUUAAAGGGGACCAGAGUGACCAAAAGCUGGCCCUUCGAAACAUCGCCAGUAUGGUCAGACCAGGUGGGGUCCUCAUCAUUGACCACCGCAAUUACGACUACAUCCUGGAGACCGGGCGUGCUCCACAAGGCAAGAACAUCUACUACAAGAGUGACCUAACUCAGGACAUCACCACCUCAGUGUUGUGGGUCAACAGUAAGCCACAUAUGAUCACUCUGGACUACACCAUCCAAGUGCCACAGGCCACCCUCCAGAACCUGCCUGAAGUUAGGUGA
Messenger RNA from Pundamilia nyererei, 876 nucleotides. RefSeq names its product glycine N-methyltransferase (gene gnmt). Gene Ontology annotation, cellular component: cytosol. NCBI's taxonomy places the organism in Eukaryota, Metazoa, Chordata, Actinopteri, Cichliformes, Cichlidae. Gene Ontology annotation, biological process: one-carbon metabolic process; regulation of gluconeogenesis; protein homotetramerization. Bases 157 to 876 code for a protein of 239 amino acids. The transcript is spliced from 5 exons. Gene Ontology annotation, molecular function: identical protein binding; S-adenosyl-L-methionine binding; glycine binding. The record is from RefSeq and is a predicted model, not a curated record.